Gossypium raimondii (Peruvian cotton) is the source of this 582-nucleotide messenger RNA. RefSeq lists its product as uncharacterized. The transcript has a single exon. The record is from RefSeq and is a predicted model, not a curated record. NCBI's taxonomy places the organism in Eukaryota, Viridiplantae, Streptophyta, Magnoliopsida, Malvales, Malvaceae. The coding region runs from base 1 to 582 and encodes 193 amino acids.
AUGUCUAGGCUCGGGUUCGAGAAAAGUGUCAGUGAGCCUACUCUUUAUGUGAAGAAAUCAGAGAGUGAAACUCUGCUGAUUGUGUCACUUUAUGUGGAUGACUUGUUAGUAACUAGAAGAAAGAUAGAGUUGAUUGAUGAGUUCAAAAUACAAAUGCAGGAUGUUUUUGAAAUGACUAACUUUGGGGAAAUGACAUAUUUUAUUGGCAUGGAAGUAAUUCAGACUGAUCAAGCUAUCUUGAUAAGUCAGUAUUCCUUUGUUUUGAAGAUCCUAAACAAAUUUUGCAUGCCAAACUGCAAAAUUGUUAGCACACCAGUGGCUCAAGGUGAAAAAUUAACUAGCAAUAGCAACCAUGAAAGAGUUUAUGAAAGGGAGUAUAGAAGCCUUGUAGGUUGUCUGUUCUACUUGACAACUACAAGGCUUGAUAUCAUAUUUGAUGUUAGCCUUCUGUCCAGAUUCAUGCAUUACUGCGAUGUUGUUCAUUUUAAAGCAACCAAAAUAGUUCUUAGAUAUGUGAAAGGGACUUUGGAUUAUGGAGUGAAGUUUGAAAAGGCAAAAGAGCUCAAGCUGAUAGGGUAUUGA